Molecule: messenger RNA, 786 nt
Organism: Clonostachys byssicola
Lineage: Eukaryota; Fungi; Ascomycota; Sordariomycetes; Hypocreales; Bionectriaceae
Source: the annotation of a GenBank genome assembly
CCCCCCACCGAGUCGAGUGGAAAUGUCGACUCUGAUUUGAAAUCGAAGUACAUUGGCUUGCUCCGUGUAAGCAAGCUCCAGGCUCUGGACCCAAACUACCAGGGCGUGAGGGCCUUUUCCGAUGUGUUCGCCUUCACCCAGGCCUACUUUGAGCAUGGGCUCGAUCGGGACUGGGGCAUGGUCGAAAGCGCUAUCCGCAACAACGAUGAUGCGACCGUAGAACGUCUGAUGGAGCAGGUAAUCAGCAAGGUCUUCUCCACGAUGGAGCUAGCUCAGCAUAGGCAUUUCAUGACUGGUCUCAACAAGAUGUGCAGCCGUGAUCUCAAGGUCUUUCUCGACUACAUUAGUAUGGAAGGCGAAAGCAAGGUAAAGUACCCUUGGACCACGAGGCAGUGGAGGGCACUCAGGAGCCCGCGCCUUUUCGAAGACUGGGCGAGGUCCAUUAUCAUGAACAACAAGGUCAAGAUUGGCCGGUUCUUGGGAUUUUUUGUCAAGUCCACCGACAUUAACAUUGUCGACAAACCCAAAAUUGAAGUGUAUCCCGGCUGGCUUGUCAACUUCCUAUCAACCGGAGCGAGCCUGGUCGCAAGCAUUUUCUUCGGGGCACCUUUCGUGGUCUUGGCAUCCGAGGCUUUUGCGCGAUGGGUAAACAUCGUCAUCAUUGUCGCCUGGGUACUCAUAUUCCUUGUGUUUCUCAUCUGGUGGGGCGUUGACUCGUCGCGCAUGUUCUUAUACGUGUUGGCUUACACGACCAUGCUAGCAAACAUCAAUGUUGCGGGCGACUAA